AAUUAGAAGAGAAAGACGAAGAAGGAAAAUGGUGAUUGUAGUUGCAGUUGUCACAGAUGAGGGCGGUAAUGUGCGUAGCUAACUGUAGCUAACUUAAAAAUGUGUCUAAUUAAAUAAAUGGUAACGACGGUUCUCGCUAAAGUUUGUUGAAACCGACAAAGGGGAUGUGUGUUGACAUAUUUCACUGGAAUUGACCGUAAACAUUACAGCGAGCAGCCCUCUCUCAGCCUAGUGUUACUGCGGUCAAAAGUAGGACCGAAGAUGACCUCCAGGAAAGUAGUCGAAUUGUUCUACGAUGUGGUUUCUCCAUACUCUUGGCUUGGCUUUGAGGUCAUGUGUCGCUACAGAGAGUUGUGGAACAUAGAGCUCAAACUGCGCCCUGCAUUUCUGGGUGGCGUCAUGCAAGGAUCAGGCAACAAGCCUCCUGGUCUGGUUCCAAACAAAUUCAUGUACAUGACCAAGGAUCUGGACCGCUUGGCAGGGUAUUUCAGUGUUCCCUUGCAGGCUCCAGCUGACCCCUUUGAGGCCAUGUUCAAAAAAGGCUCCCUGUCUGCAAUGCGAUUUGUGGCAGCUGUUCAAGAGAGGGAAAAGGGUGGAGACAAACAGGUGGAGCAGGUGUCCCGGGAGCUCUGGAGAAGGAUCUGGAGCGAGGAUAAAGACAUCACUGAACCUGCAUCACUGUCUGAGGCAGCAAAGAAAGCAGGUUUGUCUGACAGUGAAAUAAAAGACAUGCUGGAGCUGUCCACCUCAAAGGAGAUCAAAGAAAAGCUGAAAAGCACAACACAGGAUGCACUUGAUUUUGGGGCAUUUGGCUUUCCCAUGCUGGUGUGUCAUGUUGAUGGAAAGCCAGAGAUGUUUUUUGGAUGUGACAGAUUUGAGCUCAUGGCCCACUGCAUUGGGGAGAAGUGGCUGGGACCUCAGCCCAGAAAAUCAGCUGCCAAGCUGUGAAAUGGAAGCUAUCUUCAGACAUGUGCUCAAAGAUUCUUCCCAAUUUAAGGAUGUCUUUGAUUUUCUCUAAUACUUCUAAUAAAAAAUUCAUAUUUUGUAUGAUGUGCCUUCUGAAACCAAGCAGCAGAUUUCCACUGACAAAAUAAUAACAAUAACAAAAUAAAUACUGUAACAUACCAUUAUACCACGUAACAUGUGCCAAUUAAAAAAGGGUUACAAAUUCCUGGUGUUCUUUUCUCUGGAAAUACACGGUUUCCAAGAAGGAUUUGGUCGUUUAAUUUCUAAACUACACAAAAAUGUACAUCUGUGGCACAUGGUUGUCAGUAAUCUUGUGUUUGUAACCUCUAUUUUUAGCUUAAUUUGAAAAUACAAAUAGUUUUCUAAAAUGUCAUUUGGUAUCUGCAUUCUGUAUUAAAUGUAAAGAGGGAUUAGAUUUUAAAGUCAGCAAACCCGUUUUUCCCUUAUCUUUAAAUCAGGUAUAUACCAUACUAAAUACAUCAAUCUUACUUCAAGCUCUUAAAGUAAUUUAAAAUACUUUUUUGACACAUUAUAAAUCUGUCUUUGGCUGAGUGGUUACCUCACAGCAAGACGGGCCUGAGUUUAAACCCACUGGCAGGCAAGCAGAGACUUUUCUGUGUGGGUUUCAUCCCCACAGUCCAAACACACAUAGGUUAGGUUGAUUGGAAACUAAAUUGCCCAUAGGUAUGAGUGUGUGUUUUUUUUCUGUCUGUGUUAACUUUGUGGUUGACUGACAACCUGUCCCUCCACUUUCCCAAUGUGACCUGGGACACCCUUCAGUCGCUGCGACACUAAACAGGAUGUGGGUAUAGAGAAUGGAUGGGUGGAUUACACCUUUUGUAAUCAGAUGACUUUCAAAUGACAUAAAAAAACAAAUGAAUUAUAAAUCAAAAUGGUCAAUUUUGGUUGAGGAAUAUAAAUAAAAGGUGGUUGAGAAGUG
This is a messenger RNA of Xiphias gladius (swordfish), 1906 nucleotides long. RefSeq names its product glutathione S-transferase kappa 1-like. Gene Ontology annotation, cellular component: mitochondrion; peroxisome. The record is from RefSeq and is a predicted model, not a curated record. Gene Ontology annotation, molecular function: glutathione transferase activity; glutathione peroxidase activity. The transcript is spliced from 8 exons. The coding region runs from base 262 to 948 and encodes 228 amino acids. NCBI's taxonomy places the organism in Eukaryota, Metazoa, Chordata, Actinopteri, Istiophoriformes, Xiphiidae. Gene Ontology annotation, biological process: glutathione metabolic process.